UCCCCAAGGACAACAAUAUUUAUACGUGCAAAAACGCUAGCCAUUCCCAUCAACUUCUUCACAAUAUCUCUACACUUCCCUAUCAAAAUAAGCAAUGACAGAUCUUCUUGAUCUUUCCACUUUUGGUUAUGCAGUAGUGUUAGGCGUCACGCUACUGUUUUUGUACUCAAAACUCAAAAACCUUAGCUCAGGAAGCGGCGGCAAAGCUGCACCCGUAGCAGCCGGUGCAUGGCCAAUAAUUGGUCACCUCCCGCUAUUAGGGGGACCCAAGGCCCCUCAUGAAAUGUUGGGAGACUUGGGUGAGAAAUAUGGACCAGCCUACAUGAUCCGGAUCGGUGUUCAUCCAGCCCUGGUGGUGAAUUCGAGUGAUGUUGCUAAGGAAAUCUUCACCACCAAUGAUUUGCAUGUUUCCUCCCGUUCCGAAUUUGCCGCCGCUAAACACUUAGGUUACAACUAUGCCAUGUUCGGCUUCUCUCCUUACGGACAAUAUUGGCGUGAAAUGCGCAAAAUAACAAUGGUGGAGGUGCUAUCGAAUCACAGGAUCGAUCAACUUAAGAAAGUUUUUGUAUCGGAAAUAGAAGGCUCAAUGAAACUAUUAUAUAAUACUUGGGCUGAGAAAAAGGAUGGCUUUGGUAAGGUGUUGGUUGAGAUGAAGAAACACUUUUUGGACUUGACUUUGAAUGUUGUUCUUAGGACGGUUGCUGGGAGGAGGUAUAGUGUUGUUGCAGAGGAAGACCAAAAAGAGGUUUUGAGAUAUCAUAAGGCUUUACAGGAUUUCUUUCACUUGACAGGGUUGUUUAUGUUGGGAGAUGCGGUCCCUUUCCUCCAAUGGUUGGAUAUUGGUGGUUAUGAGAAGCGGAUGAAGAUAACUGCUAAAGAGUUGGAUGAAAUUUCAGGGGGAUGGCUAGAUGACCAUAGGAAGGGCGGACGUUGGAAUGAAAAUAAAAAGGAGAAAGAUUUCAUGGAUGUAAUGAACUCUGUUCUUAAAGGUGCAAGCCUUGCAGGCUAUGAUGCCGACACCAUCAACAAAGCCACUUCAUUGAAUAUGAUUUUAGCAGGCGGUGACACCACUACAGUUGCCUUAGUAUGGUGCUUGUCCCUAAUGCUAAACAAUCCUCGUAUACUCAAAAAGGCUCAAGAAGAACUAGACACCCAUAUAAGCAAGGAUAGGUUUGUGAAUGAAACAGACAUCGGCAAAUUGGUUUACAUCCAAGCCAUAAUUAAAGAGACUUUUAGAAUGUAUCCAUCUGCACCCCUUUCAGCACCCCGUGAGCUCAAUGAAAGUUGCUCCAUUGGAGGCUAUAACAUCCCCAAAGGCACUCGGUUGAUUAUAAACCUUCACAAGAUUCAAAGGGAUCCUAAAAAAUGGCCAGAACCAUUGAAGUUUAAGCCAGAAAGGUUUCUCACUACCCACAAAGAUGUGGAUGUUAAGGGUCAGCAUUUUGAAUUGAUGCCCUUUGGUAGUGGUAGGAGAAGCUGUCCUGGAACAUCGUUUGCACUCCAUAUGUUGUACUUGACCGUAUCUAAUUUCUUGCAUGCCUUCGAUUUCUCAGUACCAUCCAAUGGUUUGAUUGACUUGACCGGCACUGUUGGAUUGACCAACAUGAAAUCUACCCCGCUUGAAGUACUAGUCUCACCUCGCCUUGCUCCUGAGCUUUACAACUAAAAUCCAGAUGAAGAUUGCAAUAAUCAAGUACGAAUAAUAAGAAUGCCUAAGCAUUUUGGUUCUUAUGUUGUAUUAUUAUUUAAAUCAUGUAUGUGUCUCUAUUACACUUCUCUUUCCUAUUGUUUCCCUUUUUAAAAUAAAAAAAAUUAUACAGUUAAUAAAUAAAUAUUUUCUUAGAUAAAA
This is a messenger RNA of Gossypium arboreum, 1849 nucleotides long. RefSeq names its product cytochrome P450 CYP82D47-like. Lineage: Eukaryota; Viridiplantae; Streptophyta; Magnoliopsida; Malvales; Malvaceae. The transcript is spliced from 2 exons. Bases 95 to 1666 code for a protein of 523 amino acids. Gene Ontology annotation, molecular function: oxidoreductase activity, acting on paired donors, with incorporation or reduction of molecular oxygen; monooxygenase activity; heme binding. Gene Ontology annotation, biological process: defense response to other organism. The record is from RefSeq and is a predicted model, not a curated record.